UUCUCAGUGGAUCUGGCUGUUUUCUCCUAAGGGCUCAAAAUCUCCUCACCAUGCUCUGGGCUUCCCUCAUCGUCCUACUGGGAACGUGGUGCACAGGUUCCAGCUCGCAGACUGUGGUGACUCAGCUGCCUUCAGUGUCAGUGUCCCCAGGAAACACCGUGAAACUCUCCUGCACCCUGAGCAGUGGGACCAGCAUCGGUGACUACUAUGUGUCCUGGUACCAGCAGAAACCUGGGAAUUCCCCACGAUACCUGCUGUAUUACUAUUCGGAUUCCAGCAAGGGCCAGGGCUCUGGGGUCCCUGCUCGCUUCUCUGGUUCCAAAGACUCGUCCAGUAACGCCGGCUAUCUGACCAUCUCCGGGGCUCUGGCAGAAGAUGAGGCUGAUUAUUACUGUUCUGUGAUAAAGAGUGGCACUGCUGUUCUACACAGUGACACAGACACAUGGGGAACCUCCAGCUCCCAGCCUGUCCUGACUCAGCCGCCCUCCAUGACCGCAUCUCCUGGACAGACAGUCAAAAUCUCCUGUUCCAUGAGCAGUGGGGUCACUGUGCAGAGCUAUGACCAAUCCUGGCAGCAACAGACGCCUGGCAGCCCUCCGCGAUACUUGCUCUAUUACUAUAACAGCAUGAGUAGGGGCUCUGGGGUCCCCGACCGAUUCUCAGGGUCCAAGGAGAGCUCCAGCAACGUUUGGUAUUUGACCAUCACCAAUGUCCAGGCAGAGGACGAGGCUGAUUAUUACUGUGCUGUGUGGUAUGGCAGCGGGGGAGUGUCUCACAGUGAUACACCCACAUGGGGAAGUGAGACAGAAACAUCCCCUGAGCAAAUCGCAUCCUCCCUGGCCAGGGUCUGA
Messenger RNA from Malaclemys terrapin pileata, 851 nucleotides. Its product is annotated as immunoglobulin lambda-1 light chain-like. NCBI's taxonomy places the organism in Eukaryota, Metazoa, Chordata, Testudines, Emydidae. The record is from RefSeq and is a predicted model, not a curated record. The coding region runs from base 51 to 851 and encodes 266 amino acids. The transcript is spliced from 3 exons. Gene Ontology annotation, biological process: immune response; immunoglobulin production.